Messenger RNA from Antechinus flavipes (yellow-footed antechinus), 4196 nucleotides. It is a transcript of the gene SMAD2, whose product is annotated as SMAD family member 2. Gene Ontology annotation, cellular component: heteromeric SMAD protein complex. NCBI's taxonomy places the organism in Eukaryota, Metazoa, Chordata, Mammalia, Dasyuromorphia, Dasyuridae. The coding region runs from base 274 to 1677 and encodes 467 amino acids. Gene Ontology annotation, molecular function: I-SMAD binding; RNA polymerase II cis-regulatory region sequence-specific DNA binding; DNA-binding transcription factor activity, RNA polymerase II-specific. The transcript is spliced from 11 exons. Gene Ontology annotation, biological process: regulation of transcription by RNA polymerase II; transforming growth factor beta receptor signaling pathway; SMAD protein signal transduction. The record is from RefSeq and is a predicted model, not a curated record.
GCGGGGGCGCCAAUCAGCAGGCGGCAGGGUGCCAGCCCCAGGGCUGGACCGACGAAUCGCCAGGGCCCAGGGCCCGGGAUAGGAGGCGGGUUUUACCCGCACAGCCGCGGCGGCAGAGGAGCAGCAGCAGCAACGGCAGCAGCUAGAUAGCUAAGCUAAGCCACCGAGUGCCGAGCUAGCUAUCUUGCAGUCGGGAGUUUGAUUCGCUGCGCGGCAACGGUUGGAUAAAGAAGGCCUCUUUCUUUCUGGAAAUUGCUGCUGUCUGGUAAGAACAUGUCAUCUAUCUUACCAUUCACUCCACCAGUUGUGAAGAGGCUGUUGGGAUGGAAGAAAUCUGCCAGUGGUUCUGGAGGAGCAGGUGGUGGAGAACAGAAUGGACAGGAAGAAAAAUGGUGUGAGAAAGCAGUUAAAAGUUUGGUGAAGAAGCUAAAGAAAACUGGAAGAUUAGAUGAACUUGAAAAAGCUAUCACUACUCAAAACUGUAAUACGAAAUGUGUAACAAUACCAAGCACUUGCUCUGAAAUUUGGGGACUGAGUACACCAAAUACGAUAGAUCAGUGGGAUACAACAGGCCUUUACAGCUUCUCUGAACAAACCAGAUCCCUUGAUGGUCGUCUACAAGUAUCUCAUCGAAAAGGAUUGCCACAUGUCAUUUAUUGCCGCUUGUGGCGCUGGCCAGAUCUUCACAGUCACCAUGAACUUAAAGCAAUUGAAAACUGUGAAUAUGCUUUUAAUCUUAAAAAGGAUGAAGUUUGUGUAAACCCAUACCAUUACCAGAGAGUGGAGACUCCAGUUUUGCCUCCUGUAUUAGUGCCACGGCAUACUGAGAUUCUAACAGAACUACCCCCCUUGGAUGACUAUACUCAUUCCAUUCCAGAAAACACUAAUUUCCCAGCAGGAAUUGAGCCCCAGAGUAAUUACAUACCAGAAACACCACCCCCUGGAUAUAUCAGUGAAGAUGGAGAAACAAGUGAUCAACAAUUAAACCAAAGUAUGGACACAGGAUCUCCAGCAGAACUUUCUCCUAGUACUCUUUCCCCAGUUAAUCAUAGCUUGGAUUUGCAGCCAGUUACUUAUUCAGAGCCUGCAUUUUGGUGUUCAAUAGCAUAUUAUGAGCUAAAUCAAAGGGUUGGAGAAACCUUUCAUGCAUCACAGCCUUCACUGACUGUAGAUGGAUUUACAGAUCCAUCAAAUUCAGAGAGAUUUUGCUUAGGUUUACUUUCCAAUGUUAACCGAAAUGCUACAGUGGAAAUGACAAGACGGCAUAUAGGAAGAGGAGUACGCUUGUAUUAUAUUGGUGGAGAAGUUUUUGCUGAGUGCCUAAGUGAUAGUGCAAUCUUUGUCCAGAGUCCAAAUUGUAAUCAGAGAUAUGGCUGGCAUCCCGCAACAGUGUGUAAAAUUCCACCAGGCUGUAAUCUAAAGAUCUUCAAUAACCAGGAGUUUGCUGCUCUUUUGGCUCAAUCUGUGAAUCAGGGUUUUGAAGCCGUGUACCAGUUAACUAGAAUGUGCACCAUAAGAAUGAGUUUUGUUAAAGGUUGGGGAGCAGAAUACAGAAGGCAGACAGUAACAAGCACCCCUUGCUGGAUUGAACUUCAUCUGAAUGGACCCCUACAGUGGUUGGACAAAGUAUUAACUCAGAUGGGAUCCCCUUCAGUGCGUUGCUCAAGCAUGUCAUAAGACCUUCACAUCCUAGUUCCUGUGGACUAAAUAUUUAGUCCUAUCAACAGACUUAUGAUCACGGCUCAUCUGUCGUAGUAUUUUUGUGUGGUCUCCAUGAACUGUUUACUAUCCAAAAAUUCAAGAGAGAAAAAAACAGCACUUGAGGUCUCAUCAUUUAAAGCACCUUGUGGAUUCUGUUUCCUAUUAUUCUACUAGAUGGAAAAAUUAGUGUAUAGAAAUACCUUCUUCUAAUAGGAGGAAGGGGAGGUUUUAAAGACUUAAUGGUGUCUUAUUGGGCAUAAAACUGAGUGUCCCAAAGGUUUAAUAAUUACAUAAAUAGUUGUGUACAGGUAAUGUAUCAUGAUCUCCAAUAUCACAGUAUUGUUGUGCUAUUCAUACAUUUUUAGUUUUCAUAAGUUGGUGUGUGUGCACUGCUUCUUAAUUUAGGUAAGCCUUCCAUAAAAUGCAAGUUUUUAAGCUGUUAUCCCCACUUUUUCAUUAUUUUUGUGGUUUUUUUUAAAUAUAUGCUCACUUAUAUAUGUACUUAUAAUCAGAUCUUCAUUUUGUCAUAAAGAAGCAGAUUUUCCUUGUCAAAAACUGAUUUUUUUUUUCCUGCCUUUUACCAAAAAUAAACUAGUGGGGGAACAAAAGUGGUUUAAUCUUUUGAAAUCUUAGACCUUUGGUAUGUUCAGUGGAGCUUAAAAAAAAAUCUAUUUUUCUUGAUUUAAUGUUAAUCCCAUUGGUUUAGAAAUCAUCAGUGUGGUGGUGUUAUUUUUAAAAAUCUCCUUAUCUUCCCUCCUUUCUCCCACUAUCAUUCUUAUACCAAAACAGCGUAGCAUGACAUCUGUUGCCAGUAAUGGUUGCACUGAUACUGCUGGCACAAGUUAAUUCUGGGGUAUAAUUAAAAUUCAUAUUUAGUAAAUCCCCUUGUCCUACAAAUUUUGACAAACAGCAAUUGACUUGUGCAAACUUAGCAGUUUAUGGAUUUAUCCUUUGCACCUCAUAUGUACAGGUGGCAGUAUAAUUUUUUUCAGGGAUAAGCUAGAUUUAUUUCAGUAUAUUUAUCUUUUUUUUAAAAAAGUCAAUGUGUAAGUUUAAAUACACUGAUUUUUUUUUUAAGUAUUUCAAAAUAUUUCAGCAACAAACCAUAUUCUUUGAUUUGAGUGGUUUCAUAUUGAUUAGUUACCAGAUUGUAUUAUGUACAUUAUAAAAUAAGGGCCUUGUGUAAAUGUAGUCACUUCAGAAAAUGUCUCAAAGAGCAGGGCUGAGGAGCACUCAGCAGAGAAGGAUUGUUCUUAUGAUAUGUUCUUAUGUUCAAAGAUUUACAAUUUCUAUCACAUUCUGAAAUCACAGAACUGCAGAAUUAAAGGGUUGGAAAGGGCCUCGGAUUUUCUUGUUUACAUAUUGCCUGCAGUCAGGACUGAACUUAACCCUGAAUUUUAGGUGGUUAUCUAUCUUAAUUUUAUUUAAAAGUCUCAAGAGGAGAUUCCAGAAACUCCUUUGGUACUCUAUGUCAGCAAUUAAUUUUUAACCUAACUUUAAUUUUUCUUACCAUAGUUUAGGAAUUUCCUUCCACUCCAUCCUUGAUGGAAAUGGAUAGGCAUUCUUCCCCAUUUCCCAAGAGAUCUCAUCUUUUAACUCAGCUCUUUAAUACUUUUGGUUGUUCUUGCUCCCCUGGUUUCCAUAUACAUAUACUUUUUUGUUCAUAGCUGCAAAUUUGGCAUGGUACUAUUAAGUACCUCAUUUAAUUAAGAUAAAGAUUUUUGUUUUAAAUAAAGAUUUGCUCUACAAAGAUACGGAUUGAAGAAUCUGAGAAAAUGAGUCUCCCUGAUUCAUUUUGCUUGACAAGUGUCCUCAAUCUGUAAAAGCACUGCUUCAGCUGUCAUGCUGUUCAGUUUUUUCCUCUACUUGAAGUCCUUGCUGCUGAAUUCUGCUACCAUAGUUUUCCAAAGCUGUCACCACCACUGUUUUAAAGCUGCCACCACUGCAGUAAAGACACUGCAGUGACCACUGCCUCUGCCAGACCUCCUGACAACAGUGGGGUUCCAGCUUUGAACUAUUCAACCUAUUUUAGCAGUUGCUUUGAAGCUGAUAUCAGCUUCUAAAGCUAUCAGUGCCAGAGCUGUUGUGCUGCCUUCAGGAGCUGUUAAUGCCACUUCUACAGCUUUUCUUCACCUGAUUGACAGCUUUCUUUGGAAUGGUAGUAGGUACUGGUAGUUGAGGCAGGAGUUUUAGCAAAUAUCAUUGAUACCAGGUGAGACACUAACAUCUGGAAUUAUCAACACAUUAAGCAGGUAUCAACAUAUUAAGCAGGGGAGCAUAUUUCUUACAGUGUGAUGAAAUUAAUGGGAGUGAAUUAUUUUCCUGUAUAAAAUUAAGCUUUACACAGAACUUAUAUACACCUCUGUUACACGAAGCAACCAUAUCUGUAUAUUGGAAUUACUUCGUGGUGUGGUUAGUUAAGCUUCUGUGAACAAUAUAUCUUGGUGUCAUGUUAACUUUUUAAUGAAAAUACAUUGCUGUCUUAUUUGUUUCUA